GUGACCCGUCAUCAGCCUCGGCGCACUGUGACUUGUCUGCGUGGCUUGUGCCGCGCUUCUUGCCCAGAGCUGCUGCCUCACCCAUCAACAGACGAAGCACCUCGCAUAGCAAGCCCGCGAUUUUCUCUAGUACACGGGUUUCUUCUGCUUACCUUGGCUUUACCGUGUCGAAGAUUCGUUCGUUUCCGACGGUUUAGCUGAAACCUCUCUCAACCGCCAACAUGAAUAUUCUGGAAUGGGCUUUCGGCAAGCGCAUGACGCCAGCGGAGCGUCUACGCAAGAACCAGCGGCUCCUUGACAAGGCCAUCAGAGAGCUGGACCAGCAGAGGGUCAAAUUGGAGAAGCAGGAGAAGACACUCAUAUCCCAAAUUCGCCAGAGUGCACAGAAGGGCCAAAUGGGUGCUUGCAAGAUCCAGGCGAAGGAUCUCGUCCGCACGCGAAGGUUUAUUGAGAAAUUCUAUGGAAUGAGGAGUCAACUACAAAAGAUAUCGCUCCGUCUUCAGACAUACCGGACAAAUGAGCAAAUGAUGCAGGCGAUGAAGGGUGCAACGACGGCGCUGGGGAGCAUGAACCGCACAAUGAACCUCCCUUCGCUCCAACGAAUCGCGAUGGAAUUUGAACGUGAGAACGAUAUUAUGGAGCAACGACAGGAGAUGAUGGACGACGCAAUUGAUGACGCCAUGGACGUUGGCGUCGAUGAGGAGGGAGACGAGGUAGUGGAGCAGGUAUUGGAGGAAAUCGGUGUCGACCUAAGCCAAGCUCUUGGUGAGACACCAUCAGGGUUGCAGUCAAGUGCUGUAGCAGAGCCUAGAGUGGCACAGGCUGUGGGUAGCGGCGGGGGCGACCCAGGCGACGAUGAUCUCCAGGCACGGCUGGACAGCCUAAGAAAGUGAUAUGGAACUAUGGUUAGGUAAUGGGUGCCGCCAGUCACGACUCCAUCUAUGCGGGACCGCAGACCGAGACACUGGACUGGCGGGUGAGUCUUCGGCUGGGUACUGACGGCUCAUAAAGCAUGCUUCCGAAGCGCAGCAUGCCACACCAAGGCAUGUCUUGCAUCGAAUGGAACGUUGGGCUAGGAGUUGCCCUUUGUUGUCGUCAGAUGGAGAUGCGAGGAGUUUCGGCCUGUUUGGCGUUAAUGGCGUACGUGAAGUGUUAGGUUGAGG
This is a messenger RNA of Canariomyces notabilis, 1163 nucleotides long. Its product is annotated as Snf7-domain-containing protein. Bases 222 to 893 code for a protein of 223 amino acids. NCBI's taxonomy places the organism in Eukaryota, Fungi, Ascomycota, Sordariomycetes, Sordariales, Chaetomiaceae. The record is from RefSeq and is a predicted model, not a curated record. The transcript is spliced from 5 exons. Gene Ontology annotation, cellular component: ESCRT III complex; multivesicular body. Gene Ontology annotation, biological process: protein transport; endosome transport via multivesicular body sorting pathway; late endosome to vacuole transport.